Molecule: messenger RNA, 1290 nt
Organism: Asparagus officinalis (garden asparagus)
Lineage: Eukaryota; Viridiplantae; Streptophyta; Magnoliopsida; Asparagales; Asparagaceae
Product: peroxidase P7-like
Exons: 3
Coding region: 30-977 (315 amino acids)
Biological process (GO): hydrogen peroxide catabolic process; response to oxidative stress
Molecular function (GO): peroxidase activity; heme binding
Source: RefSeq, a predicted model, not a curated record
AGUUAACUCUGCUUUCAAUUUCCAUAACAAUGGCUUUCUCCUCUACCUUCUUUGUGUUUUCUCUCUUUUCCGUUCUUGCUUUGAUUAAUGCAAACGGACAGCUUUUGGACGACAAGUUCUAUAAACGAACUUGUCCGAGUUUACGUGGAAUGGUUAGAUCGACAAUGGCACGAGCUGUGAAAGAUGAGAAGAGGAUGGGAGCAUCCAUUCUUCGGCUCUUCUUCCAUGAUUGCUUUGUUAACGGUUGUGAUGCAUCGAUACUUCUUGAUGACACUCCGACGUUCACGGGAGAAAAGAACGCGUUCCCUAAUCGUAACUCCGUACGUGGCUUCGAAGUGAUCGACACCAUAAAGUCAAAAGUUGAGGCCAAAUGCAAGGGCACCGUUUCUUGUGCGGAUAUUCUUGCUCUCGCUGCGCGUGAUGCUGUCGUCUUGCUAGGCGGACCUUCGUGGAAAGUGGAAUUAGGUCGACGGGAUUCAAGGACAGCAAGUCAGAGCGCCGCCAACUCCCAACUCCCGCCCUUCUUCGUUGACCUCCCAGUCCUCAUCUCUAUGUUCGCCGCCAAAGGCCUCGACGCACGUGACAUGACUGCCCUCUCCGGGGCCCACACAAUCGGCCUAGCUGGUUGUGGCACCUUCCAACGCCGCGUCACCAAUGAGUCCAACAUCGAUCCUCAAUUUGCUUCGCUACGUCAAAGCACGUGCAGAAUUAGCAACAGUCGAGCUCCCCUCGACGACGGGAGCGAGGAGAGUUUUGAUAACGGAUUUUACAGGAACCUCGUGGCUCGCCGAGGGCUACUUCAUUCGGACCAGGAGUUGUUUAACGGCGGGUCUCAGGAUUCAUUGGUGAAGAAGUACAGCGAGAAUCAAAAAGAGUUUGAAAAUGACUUUGUCGCCGCGAUGAUUAAGAUGGGGAGGAUUGAUCCCUUGACGGGAAAUGAAGGAGAGAUUAGAUUGAAUUGCGGGGUGGUGAACUAGUAAGCGUUGGCAUCAUCUUAAUUAAAGACAGUCACUGCUGCAAUUACAACAACAACUUUUAACGGCGAUGUGGAGAGUUUGAAGUCACUGAAGGUUGAAAUUGUUUUAUUUCCUUCCAUUUGUUUUGCUUUGCUAAUUAAGAAUUUGUUUGUUGUUCCAUCGUGCAACUUUUUAAGGUUGCAAGGGACUACAAGGGUGGUCGUGUAUGUACUAUUGCCUUCCUCAGAUGAAGAGAGAUCUUAGUGAUCUCUUACCUUGUAUCGUUGUAUUGAUCUUUCACAACUUAUUGAUGUUUUUUUUUCGAGAAAAAAAA